This is a messenger RNA of Bursaphelenchus xylophilus (pine wood nematode), 2074 nucleotides long. NCBI's taxonomy places the organism in Eukaryota, Metazoa, Nematoda, Chromadorea, Rhabditida, Aphelenchoididae. The record is from the annotation of a GenBank genome assembly.
AUGGCAAAAGUUAACGCAGUUGGAAUCGAUCUUGGCACCACAUACUCCUGUGUCGGAGUGUUCAUGCACGGGAAGGUCGAGAUCAUUGCCAAUGACCAGGGUAACAGAACCACUCCCUCGUAUGUCGCCUUUACCGACACCGAGCGUCUAAUCGGAGAUGCCGCCAAGAAUCAGGUCGCCAUGAACCCUCAAAACACCGUAUUUGGUAAGCUUUUGACUGAGUAUUAUUUUUAUGGCGAUUUAAAAGUACUUUAUAUAAGAUGUCUUUUACAGAUGCCAAGCGUUUGAUUGGCCGCAAAUUCGAUGAACCCACAGUUCAAGCCGACAUGAAGCACUGGCCAUUCAAGGUCGUCCAGGCCGAAGGUGGACGUCCUAAGGUUCAGGUCGAAUACAAAGGAGAGACCAAGAGCUUCUUCCCUGAAGAGAUCUCAUCUAUGGUUCUUAUCAAGAUGAAGGAAACCGCCGAAGCCUUCCUCGGAUCUGAAGUCAAGGAUGCCGUUGUUACCGUCCCAGCCUACUUCAACGACUCUCAGCGUCAGGCUACGAAAGACGCCGGGGCUAUUGCUGGUUUGAAUGUUCUUCGAAUCAUCAAUGAGCCCACCGCCGCUGCCAUCGCUUACGGUCUUGACAAGAAGGGAGGAGUUGAACGCAAUGUCCUCAUCUUCGAUCUUGGAGGUGGUACUUUCGAUGUGUCCAUCUUGACCAUCGACGAUGGUAUCUUCGAGGUUAAGUCGACAGCCGGAGACACUCACUUGGGAGGUGAAGAUUUCGAUAAUCGAAUGGUCAACCAUUUCGUCCAGGAAUUCAAGAGAAAGCACAAGAAGGACUUGGCCACCAAUCCUCGUGCUCUUCGUCGACUUCGUACUGCUUGUGAGCGCGCUAAGAGAACUCUCUCCAGCUCCACCCAAGCUAGGUGAGUUGAAAGUUAUUGUGAAAACUUUUUUUUAGCAUUGAAAUCGACUCUCUGUUCGAUGGAAUUGACUUCUACACCAACAUCACUCGUGCUAGAUUCGAAGAACUCUGUGCUGAUCUCUUCCGUAAUACCAUGGACCCCGUCGAGAAGGCCCUCCGCGACGCCAAGAUGGACAAAUCUCAAGUCAACGAUAUUGUCUUGGUUGGUGGAUCCACGCGUAUCCCCAAGGUCCAGAAGCUUCUUUCGGACUUCUUCUCCGGCAAAGAACUCAACAAGUCCAUCAACCCUGAUGAGGCUGUUGCUUAUGGGGCUGCUGUACAGGCUGCCAUUCUCUGUGGUGACAAAUCUGAGAAGGUUCAGGAUCUCCUUUUGCUCGAUGUUGCCCCUCUGUCGUUGGGUAUUGAGACCGCCGGUGGUGUGAUGACCUCCUUGAUCAAGAGAAACACUACCAUUCCCACCAAGACCUCCCAGACUUUCACUACUUACUCCGACAACCAACCCGGUGUUUUGAUCCAGGUCUACGAAGGAGAACGGGCCAUGACCAAGGACAACAACUUGUUGGGUAAAUUCGAACUCUCCGGUAUUCCUCCAGCUCCCCGUGGAGUGCCUCAAAUUGAGGUCACCUUUGACAUUGAUGCCAACGGUAUCUUGAAUGUAUCUGCUCAGGACAAGUCGACUGGCAAGGAAAACAAGAUCACCAUCACCAACGACAAGGGACGUCUUUCCAAGGAAGAAAUUGAGAGGAUGGUCCAAGAAGCCGAGAAAUACAAGGCUGAGGAUGAAGGCCAAAGAGAUCGUGUUGCCGCUAAGAACAACCUCGAGUCAUACUGUUUCAACAUGAAGCAAACUGUCGAAGAUGAGAAAGUAAGUUGCCAGUGUCAAAUGUAGGAUAUUGUUUUGUUUCAGCUCAAGGACAAGCUUAGCGAGGCCGACAAGAAGACCAUAUUGGAUAAGUGCAAUGAGGCUAUCGCGUGGCUUGACAGCAACCAGACCGCUGAAAAGGAAGAGUUCGAACACCACCUCAAGGAAGUUGAAGGAGCUUGCUCUCCAAUCAUCACCAAACUUUACCAGUCUGCCGGUGGCGCUCCAGGUGGUCCAGCCCCGGGAGCCGCACCAGGUGGCGGUUCUGCUGGUGGCCCAACCAUUGAGGAAGUCGACUAA